UAUACCAUUGGUAAAUAAAUAAUUUAACUUAUACAAUGUACUACCCAACUCCAACAUCCAGCAUUAUUGAAUUUGAUGAAUACAUGUACGAUGUUAAUGAUGUGAAUCAUCCCACACCAUGGACGAUGCAGCCACUGGUUUACUACGCUCAGGUGCCAAAUCGUCGAUCAAAACGAAGUAAAGAGAGAAGAAAACAAACGCCCAAUUGUUUCGUUAAAGCAUUUCGAUGGUAUACACAGGAGCGUGAAAUAUUCGGGAAAUGUGAAAACAAUGCAGACGAUGCAAGCGAUACAGAUUUCGCAAAGUGGCUGGAUAUCAAAUAUAGAGAGUUUGAAGAUACCCAGGGUCACCUAAACGCAUCUUCACAUGCUGUCGUAGACAGUUCCAAACUAUGCGAGCAAUGUGCGAUGAGACUCGAGAGGUUGAAAAGUAAUCGCAGAUGUCGACGAUGUAUUAACAACAAUUACAAAGGGGAUGUUGGUCUGAGAAAUACUAAGAGUUGUGAGUUUAUAAUGCAUCCUAAGAGAUCCCAGUAUGAAACGGUUUCUGAAUGCACACAAAGAGGGCAAUCGUUGUCAAACAACAACAACGAUCAAGUCAUUCGAAAGCCAAAAAUAAAAUCGCGGAGUGCCACGAACAUGCUGAUGGAAAAAGAAAUCUGUGUUAUUAAGCUGAGUGACAGUUGGUCUCGAGAGAUCGACACAGAUGUUCAACCAUAUACUAAAAAUAAGGUAUGUGACGAGAGAUGUCCGUCGAGAAAAAAAUUAGCAACCAAGGACUUACAGGAUGAUAAACCGAAGCGAGCGGAUGUUUCUUGUGGAUGCACAAAACCUUUUAACACAAAAAAGAUGAAUUCUCCACGUGAGUGUGGGUGUCACCACCAGAACAAGGCGAUCAUUUCCGAGGAUAUGACACAGGCUUCGACUGUGCAGCAAGUGUCGAAGAAAGUUCCCGAAGACAAGGAAUGGAAACUCUGCAAAUAUUUAGACAACAAGCCCUUAACUUCACCUUUAAUAUUUGCGAAGACUUCAAACGGUCCAAUAAACAUCGUCUCGAAGAAAGAUCCCGAAGAGGUGAGAUUAAAGCCUUGCAAAUGUUCUGAACACAAUCCCUCGGCUACUUCUAGCACGUUCUCGCAGACUUCAGACUGUGCUAUAAAUAUCGUGCACACUCCAUUAUUGAUGAAAAUAAUUCACCCGGAAAAUUAAGAAGAAAGUAUAGAAGAAACCAGAUAAUUACAGGCAAACAUUACUAUUUUAUUUUUUGUAUUGUGGUUAUACUUACUCUUAAUUAUACUAAAGCAAACAAUUAUUGUAUAAUUGUAA
This is a messenger RNA of Leptidea sinapis, 1325 nucleotides long. RefSeq lists its product as uncharacterized. The transcript is spliced from 11 exons. NCBI's taxonomy places the organism in Eukaryota, Metazoa, Arthropoda, Insecta, Lepidoptera, Pieridae. The coding region runs from base 36 to 1208 and encodes 390 amino acids. The record is from RefSeq and is a predicted model, not a curated record.